GGCUCAGAGUUCAUAUAAGGAAAGAUGGCAGCGUCCAGAGGAGGUGUUGUGCUAAAGGCGGUGAAGAAAAUAGUCGUACAGUUUUGUCCGUUUGAAUCCAAUGUUCGCUCAACACGAGAUUUUCUGGCUUUGGUGGGAUCUGAAAAAGCCAAGUCUACUAAUAUGAACUGUGAAGUGACAACAGAAGUGAAACACGACCGGUCAGAACCAGUGGUUGACAUCACAUUCAUGGACGGGGAAAGGUUAGUGAUGAAAGGAGCCAGACUGACGAGCCAAGAGAUGCUUUCUGCCCUACAGACACGCUGCAUUGCUAAAGAUCCACAGUCUAAAGUAGCUGGGAAGAAGUAGUUGUGUUUUUGAAUGUAUUUAUUUAUUAUUUUUGCAGUACAUUAAACUGAUAUAUUUAA
Molecule: messenger RNA, 407 nt
Organism: Trichomycterus rosablanca
Lineage: Eukaryota; Metazoa; Chordata; Actinopteri; Siluriformes; Trichomycteridae
Gene: mrpl53
Product: mitochondrial ribosomal protein L53
Exons: 3
Coding region: 25-348 (107 amino acids)
Cellular component (GO): mitochondrial large ribosomal subunit
Source: RefSeq, a predicted model, not a curated record